This is a messenger RNA of Callorhinus ursinus (northern fur seal), 2610 nucleotides long. It is a transcript of the gene TRIM71, whose product is annotated as tripartite motif containing 71. Gene Ontology annotation, molecular function: ubiquitin protein ligase activity; protein binding; zinc ion binding. The record is from RefSeq and is a predicted model, not a curated record. Gene Ontology annotation, biological process: protein polyubiquitination; proteasome-mediated ubiquitin-dependent protein catabolic process. NCBI's taxonomy places the organism in Eukaryota, Metazoa, Chordata, Mammalia, Carnivora, Otariidae.
AUGGCUUCGUUCCCCGAGACCGACUUCCAGAUCUGCCUGCUGUGCAAGGAGAUGUGCGGCUCGCCGGCGCCGCUCUCCUCCAACUCGUCUGCGUCGUCGUCGUCCUCGCAGACGUCCACGUCGUCGGGGGGCGGCGGCGGGGGUCCGGGGGCCGCGGCGCGCCGCCUCCACGUCCUGCCCUGCCUGCACGCCUUCUGCCGCCCGUGCCUCGAGGCGCACCGGCUGCCGGCGGCUGGCGGCAGCGCGCCGGGAGAGCCCCUCAAGCUGCGCUGCCCAGUGUGCGACCAGAAAGUAGUGCUGGCCGAGGCGGCGGGCAUGGAUGCGCUUCCCUCGUCCGCCUUCCUGCUCAGCAACCUGCUCGACGCCGUGGUGGCCACGGCCGACGAGCCGCCGCCCAAGAACGGGCGUGCCGGAGCCCCGGCGGGGGCGGGCGGCCACAGCAACCACCGCCACCACGCGCACCACGCGCACCCGCGCGCCUCCGCCUCGGCCCCGCCGCCACUCCCGCCGGCGCCGCCGCCGCCCGCGCCUUCCCGCUCUGCGCCCGGCGGCCCGGCGGCCUCUCCGUCCGCGCUGCUGUUGCGCCGGCCUCACGGCUGCAGCUCCUGUGACGAGGGCAACGCGGCCUCGUCGCGCUGCCUGGACUGCCAGGAGCACCUGUGCGACAACUGCGUCCGCGCGCACCAGCGCGUGCGCCUCACUAAGGACCACUACAUCGAGCGCGGCCCGCCAGGUCCCGCCGCCGCGGCCGCCGCGCAGCAGCUCGGGCUCGGGCCGCCCUUCCCCGGCGCGCCCUUCUCCAUCCUGUCGGUGUUUCCCGAGCGCCUCGGCUUCUGCCAGCACCACGACGAUGAGGUGCUGCACCUGUACUGUGACACCUGUUCGGUGCCCAUCUGUCGUGAGUGUACGAUGGGCCGGCAUGGGGGCCACAGCUUCAUCUACCUCCAGGAGGCGCUGCAGGACUCACGGGCACUUACCAUCCAGCUGCUGGCCGAUGCGCAGCAGGGCCGCCAGGCAAUCCAGCUGAGCAUCGAGCAGGCCCAGACGGUGGCAGAGCAGGUAGAGAUGAAGGCAAAGGUGGUACAGUCGGAGGUCAAAGCCGUGACGGCAAGGCACAAGAAGGCCCUGGAGGAGCGGGAGUGUGAGCUGCUGUGGAAGGUAGAGAAGAUCCGCCAGGUGAAAGCCAAGUCCCUGUACCUGCAGGUGGAGAAGCUGCGGCAGAGCCUCAACAAACUUGAGAGCACCAUCAGUGCUGUCCAGCAGGUCCUGGAGGAGGGCCGGGCGCUGGACGUCCUGCUGGCCCGGGACCGCAUGCUGGCCCAGGUGCAGGAGCUGAAGACCGUGCGCAGCUUCCUGCAGCCCCAGGAAGACGACCGCGUCAUGUUCACACCCCCCGACCAGGCCCUGUACCUCGCCAUCAAGUCCUUCGGCUUCGUCAGCAGCGGGGCCUUUGCACCGCUCACCAAGGCCACGGGUGAUGGCCUCAAGCGGGCCCUCCAGGGUAAGGUGGCCUCCUUCACCGUUAUUGGCUACGACCACGAUGGGGAGCCUCGCCUCUCAGGGGGCGACCUGAUGUCAGCUGUGGUCCUGGGCCCCGAUGGCAAUCUGUUUGGUGCCGAGGUGAGCGACCAGCAGAAUGGGACUUACGUGGUGAGCUACCGGCCACAGCUAGAGGGUGAGCACCUGGUGUCGGUCACCAUGUGCAACCAGCACAUCGAGAACAGCCCCUUCAAGGUGGUGGUCAAGUCGGGCCGCAGCUACGUGGGCAUCGGGCUCCCGGGCCUGAGCUUCGGCAGCGAGGGCGACAGCGAUGGCAAGCUCUGCCGCCCCUGGGGCGUGAGUGUGGACAAGGAGGGCUACAUCGUCGUGGCCGACCGCAGCAACAACCGCAUCCAGGUGUUCAAGCCGUGUGGCGCCUUCCACCACAAAUUCGGCACCCUGGGCUCCCGACCCGGACAGUUUGACCGGCCAGCCGGUGUGGCCUGCGAUGCCUCCCGCAGGAUCGUGGUGGCCGACAAGGACAAUCAUCGCAUCCAGGUCUUCACGUUCGAGGGCCAAUUCUUGCUCAAGUUUGGUGAGAAGGGAACCAAAAACGGGCAGUUCAACUACCCUUGGGACGUGGCGGUGAACUCUGAGGGCAAGAUCCUGGUCUCUGACACCCGCAACCACCGGAUCCAGCUGUUUGGGCCCGACGGCAUCUUUCUGAAUAAGUACGGCUUCGAGGGGGCUCUCUGGAAGCACUUUGACUCCCCCCGGGGUGUGGCCUUCAACCAUGAGGGCCACUUGGUGGUCACCGACUUCAACAACCAUCGGCUCCUGGUCAUCCACCCCGACUGCCAGUCUGCGCGCUUCCUGGGCUCCGAGGGCACUGGCAAUGGGCAGUUCCUGCGCCCACAGGGUGUGGCCGUGGACCAGGAGGGGCGCAUCAUUGUGGCCGAUUCCAGGAACCACCGGGUGCAGAUGUUCGAGUCCAACGGCAGCUUCCUGUGCAAGUUUGGUGCCCAAGGCAGUGGCUUUGGGCAGAUGGACCGCCCCUCUGGCAUCGCUGUCACCCCCGACGGGAUGAUCGUGGUGGUGGACUUCGGCAACAAUCGGAUCCUCAUCUUCUAA